Molecule: messenger RNA, 1752 nt
Organism: Pyricularia oryzae 70-15
Lineage: Eukaryota; Fungi; Ascomycota; Sordariomycetes; Magnaporthales; Pyriculariaceae
Product: low-density lipoprotein receptor YWTD
Exons: 2
Coding region: 540-1469 (309 amino acids)
Source: RefSeq, a predicted model, not a curated record
UUUCCGCCCGCCAAAACUUGACUAUGUAUCCGAAAUAUUCUCCCCAAGAUCAUCAUCAGUAGUACCAACUGCUUGUUGGCCACCAAAAGCACCCGCUUCCUUUUCUUGGUAUUUAUCUUCCAAAACAGCUAAACGUUUGCGGAACUCUCCGACGUCACGCCGUGGAGAGGCCGAUUGUGUUUCCGACUCGUGCAUACUUCGCCGUCGAGGAUGCUGUAGCUGCACUUGCGGAGCAACCUGGCUUUCCAAUGUCGGCGAUCUGGCAACGCAAAGAUAGCUAGGGGACAUAGCUUGUGUGGCAAUGUAAAGCACAAAGAUAUAACACACGGUUCUGGUAUUCAUUCUCUUCAUGGGUGCAGUAUCCGUUGGCAGCAGAAUUUCAAACAAUAUCUAAAAUACUAAAAUAUUCAAUACUUGACUUUUAGCAACUGUAGCUCUUCAAAACAAACUCUGCUUGACACCAUCAAUCUCUUAACCCCUAUUCCUUUCCAAAUACACGCAUAACAUACCCCCAAACACUCAUAACCACACAAACCACAAUGUCAACACAGCCAUCACACCGUCUCUAUAUCCUCGACACAGACCUAUCAACCAAUGUGUCCACAAGGCACGGGAGGAUAAUAUCCUGCCGGCCCGACGGCAGCGAUCUCCGCACCGUGGUCGACGGCAUCAAGAACCUCCCAGAUGGCAUCGUCGUCGACCACGACCGCGGCCUCAUGUACUGGACCAGCAUGGGAACCAGCCUGUCCGCCGAGGGCGGGUCUAUUGAGCGCGCCAAGCUCGACGGGUCCGACCACAAGACUAUCAUCGCCUCCGGAACCGUCGGUGUCUUCACCCCCAAGCAGAUCACCCUCGCCCGCCGCAGCGGCAAGCUGUAUUGGUGCGACAGGGAAGGCAUGAAGGUCAUGCGGGCCAACACCGACGGCUCCGGCGUCGAGGUACUGUGGUCGACGGGCAACGCGGCCGAGGAGGACGACAGGCGCGAUCAGAUGAGGUGGUGCGUCGGCGUCGGCGUUGACGAGGAGCGCGGCUUCGUCUACUGGACGCAAAAGGGGCCUUCCAAGGGCGGCAAGGGUCGCGUCUUUCGUGGUCCCCUCAGCCAGUCGCCGUUUUCGCCCGAUGACGUCGAGGUUCUGAUCGACGGGCUGCCAGAACCCAUCGACCUCGAGGUUGACGAGCAGUCGGGCACGCUCUACUGGACCGACAGGGGCGACCCGCCGACGGGGAACUCGCUCAACUGCGUUAGCAUUGCUGACGUCGAGGGGGUUAUGAACGGCACCGCCAGGGGACAGGUGCGAACUCUGGCGAGGAGGCUACACGAAACGAUCGGGUUGGCCUUGGACAAGAGCGGUGGCGUGUGCUAUGUUACGGAUCUCGCUGGAGGUGUAUACGCGGUUGAUAUAAAGAGCGGCCAGAAAACUGUCAUUUUCAGCGAGCUAGGAGAUACUACUGGCAUUGCACUGGUUUGAUGGAGGAGUUUUGGCUACAACUAGAGAACAGCAUUUCACAGACUACAAUCAGGAUAACUGACAAGGUUCUACAGAAGCAGUAUUAUCAUGUGAUAUUACUAACUGUCUGAUACUUGUCUUCCAAUAAGUACAGACUGAAGAAACGGCCAAGUCGCUACUAGCGUCGCUAUUACCACUUGCGUAUCGUGGUAUUAAACAUAAGAUAAGCAAAACAAAGCCCAGACGAGUUGAAGCUCCCUUGACCUAGUCGGUAUCACCGGCCAGGGUGAUAAAACAAAAAAAG